Messenger RNA from Lolium rigidum, 519 nucleotides. RefSeq names its product non-specific lipid transfer protein GPI-anchored 14-like. The record is from RefSeq and is a predicted model, not a curated record. Gene Ontology annotation, molecular function: lipid binding. The transcript is spliced from 3 exons. Gene Ontology annotation, biological process: lipid transport. NCBI's taxonomy places the organism in Eukaryota, Viridiplantae, Streptophyta, Magnoliopsida, Poales, Poaceae. The annotation marks the transcript as partial.
GGAGUGGGAGGGGACAUGAACUCUGACCGGAGCGAGUGCACGGACCAGCUGGUGGGGCUGGCGCCGUGCCUGCAGUACGUGCAGGGCGAGGCGCGGACUCCGGCGCCGGACUGCUGCGGCGGGCUGCGGCAGGUGCUGGGGAAGAGCCCCAAGUGCCUCUGCGUGCUCGUCAAGGACAAGGACGACCCCAACCUGGGCAUCAAGAUCAACGCCUCCCUCGCCCUCGCCCUCCCCUCCGCCUGCGGCGCCACCAAGGCCAACGUCUCCCACUGCCCAGAGCUGCUGCACAUACCUCCGAACUCGAAAGACGCCGCCAUCUUCAGCCCCGGCGGCGAAAAGGGCACCGCUGCAACUCCAGGCAAGGACAACACGGCGUCCACGACCAACUCCCGCGCCCAGCAAGCCGCCAACGGGGCCAUCGCCACCUCGACAGCCACCGCCGGCGUCGCACUGGCGGCGCUGCUGGCCGGCUACCUUGCUCUGCUCCUACCAGCGGACGUCCUGGCCGCCCCCUUCUAA